Molecule: messenger RNA, 159 nt
Organism: Parastagonospora nodorum SN15
Lineage: Eukaryota; Fungi; Ascomycota; Dothideomycetes; Pleosporales; Phaeosphaeriaceae
Exons: 2
Coding region: 1-159 (52 amino acids)
Source: RefSeq, a predicted model, not a curated record
AUGGCUGCCGUGAAGUAUCUCACGAACAACGACAAGUGGCGCAUCCCCGUUGUGAUACCGCCCAGGAUCAUCACUGGCACAGAAAACGACACACUCGAAGCUGGCUCGGAGUGUGACAGCAGCGACAACGACAAGUGUUUUGCCGCAAAGAUUCGGUAA